UCUCACACUAACUCAUCCACCCCUCCCGCAUGUGAAGCGGGUGAAGGCUUUAUCGCAGGUCUCAGUGGACAGCGCCGUUUGGAGGCAGCGUAUCAAAGCAGCCCUGCUCGCUCGCUCUCACUCGCAGCUCGCUCUUCUCCGAUCUUCGCUGCACUGCGAUCAGACUCUUCUCUGCUUCUCUGACUUUCACAUAUUGUGAUGACUUUCUACCUUCUCAGAGCCAAGCACAAAUAACAAAAAUGAAACAAAACAAAUACGGACGGCGACACCUCAUUGUUAUGGCAGUUUUAUACGGACGAAGUGAAGGACUGUUGGCUGUACAUGAAUAUCUGCGAGUUACCUGUUGUUUUUGAAUUGGUUUUGUCCUUCGUUAAAGACAAACUCGCAACCAGAGGAUCCGUGGCUAAGGAUUGUGUGGUCGCACUGAGAUGGAGAUGGGACAAUAAUAUCGUUAAAGGAAUAAGUUUGGGUCGCCUAUGUGCAAUUCAGAUAAACCUCAAGACAACAGAACAAGAAGUAUUCGAUCUGAGGCAAUGGUGUACGCUGUACCGUCUGUAAACAGAUAAUUCUUUCGGAAUGUGCGAUGGAAAUAUGGUCAGUCUUAAACUUGAACCGCUAGUGAUACACUAAAGAGGAUGUAUGGAUGACUCCGUUUUGCGUACUCGGACCUGCUAAACUUCAGCACAAUGAAAUCUGUCUUAUUUAGCCGAUUUUUCAUACUCCUUCCCUGGGUUUUGAUCGUCAUCAUCAUGAUCGACGUGGAUACAAAGAGAUCCUCUGUUCGGAACACAGCACAAUUUUACCUGUCGCGACUUGGAAACGCACAACGACACGAGAGACCCGUGUCGCCUUGGAAGAACCGCACAGCUCUACCAGUAAUAUACGCAAUCACUCCCACUUACAGCAGAGCUGUACAGAAAGCGGAGCUCACGCGCCUCUCCAACACUUUCCGUCAGGUGCCACAGUUCCACUGGAUCGUGGUGGAGGAUUCGAACACCCGGACGGAGUUGGUGUCACGCUUCCUUGCCCGGUGUGGUGUUCCGUAUACACAUUUGAACAUCUUUACACCGCGGCGCUUUAAACGGAUCGGUAUGCCCCGGGCCACGGAGCAGAGAAACACAGCGCUUAGCUGGCUCCGGCAGCACCGCUCCUUAAAAGACGCAGGGGUCGUUUUUUUCGCAGACGACGACAACACGUACAGCUUGGAGUUGUUUGAAGAGAUGCGUUCCACCCGGCGGGUGGCGGUGUGGCCUGUGGGGCUGGUUGGGGGUCGUCGGUACGAGAGGCCGCUGGUGGAGAAGGGGAAGGUGGUGGGCUGGUACACGGGAUGGAGGGCUGACCGACCCUUCGCCAUCGACAUGGCAGGUUUUGCUGUGAACCUGCACGUGAUCCUGUCCAACCCACGAGCCCAGUUCAAGCGCAGAGGGGCCAAGCCCGGCAUGCAGGAGUCGGACUUCCUUAAACAGAUCACCAAAGUGGAGGAUCUGGAGCCAAAAGCCAAUAACUGCACUAAGGUCCUGGUGUGGCACACUCGCACAGAGAAAGUCAACCUGGGCAACGAGCCCAAGCAUCACCAGGAUACCGUCCACAUCGAGGUUUAGAGGGAGAAGCCAUUACCUGGGACCCAAGAUGAUUGGCUGGACCGGUUAUUAAACUUGAACAACAGUGGCCACUCUUAUGUGGCUUGAAAUGAACUUGAGAUAAUAAUAA
Messenger RNA from Clupea harengus (Atlantic herring), 1710 nucleotides. RefSeq names its product beta-1,3-glucuronyltransferase 2 (glucuronosyltransferase S) (gene b3gat2). The record is from RefSeq and is a predicted model, not a curated record. Gene Ontology annotation, biological process: carbohydrate metabolic process; chondroitin sulfate proteoglycan biosynthetic process. Gene Ontology annotation, cellular component: Golgi membrane. Gene Ontology annotation, molecular function: galactosylgalactosylxylosylprotein 3-beta-glucuronosyltransferase activity. NCBI's taxonomy places the organism in Eukaryota, Metazoa, Chordata, Actinopteri, Clupeiformes, Clupeidae.